CCAACGUCGCCCCGGUUUGACGCACACGGCACCAAACUGUCUGAUUCCCUGGCCUUUGUGUCCCUGGGAGCUUAAUCUCUGCCAGAGGAAAGCAGGUGUGCUCCACUUCUCCCGUGAACCUGAAGAUGAGUUGCCCCAGACCCUUCUCAGUGCUUGGAAACUUGGGUGGUGGAGCUAAAGGUUUCUCGUUACGAGACUUCCAGAGACGACUCUCGUGUUGGGAUCCAUCCAUGGUUUAGCUGCAGUAGUGGAAAACUUUUUAUAAACUGUUUAAGUAAUAUUGACACCAAUUUAGUUGUUAUAAAACUUUUAUGUGUAGACUUCGAAUUUUGUGUGGCCUUUAAGAAGCAUACCAGGCGGGGAUAAACAGUUGGGGGCCCAAAUGAUGGUCCUGUUUUCUAUAAAGUUAAUAAUCUCAACAGAAGUCUCCAGACACCAUCAUCUGUUCUGGCGAGUCCUAACUAAUGCCAGGCUUAUUGCCUUUGGAUGAUAGAUUAGAUUCACCUUAAUAAGUAUGUUGCCUCUCUGCAGUAGUUUAGUUAUUUUUCGAUCCCACAAGAAGGAAAGCAUUUGAAAAAAUAGACAACUCAAGUUACUCAAAGAAAGGAAACCUGCUGUUUACCUUCAAUGUCAUGUGUUUGAUUUAAUUUCGAAUGAGAUUGUUCUUGCAGCGAGAUGUUAAUAAGACAAAAUCUAGAGUAAAUGUGUUAAAUGGGCUUGCCAGCAAUAUGGAUGAUUUGAAGACAAACACCGAUAUUUCUGGUGCUAAAGAAGAACUCCUGGAUGACAGCAGUUUUAUCUCAGACGAAGAAAGCGGAGUUCAUACACCAAAAGAUUGUCAAACAUCAUUUCAGAAAAACAAUACCUUCACUCUGCCUGAAGAACUGUCAAAGGACAAAUCUGAAAAAGCCUUAAGUGGAGGCCAGUCUACUCUAUUUAUACAUGCUGGUGCUCCUACUGUUUCUAGUGAAAACUUUAUCUUGCCUAAAGGAGCUGCUGUUAAUGGACCAGUUUCACACUCCUCCUUAACUAAGACUUCCAAUAUGAAUAAAGGCAGUGUUUCAUUGACUACUGGACAGCCUGUGGAUCAGCCAACAACAGAAUCUUGUUCAACUUUGAAAGUGGCAGCUGAUCUUCAGCCAUCCACACCACAGAAAGCAAGUCAACACCAAGUUCUAUUUUUGUUAUCAGAUGUAGCACAUGCGAAGAAUCCUACCCAUUCCAUUAAAAAACUACCUACCUCUGCUUCAGUUGGUUGUGACAUUCAGAAUUCAGUAGGGAGUAGUGUAAAAUCAGAUAGCACUUUAAUAAAUCAAGUAGAGGUGGGUGAGAAUAGGGAAGAUUUAUUGGUAAAGGAUGAUUGUGUCAAUACAUUAACAGGAAUUUCCUCAGGUACAGAUGAAUUUAGGUCAGAAAAUGAUCCAAACUGGGAUCCCCAAAAAGAAUUCAUUCAGUUUCUUAUGACUAAUGAAGACGCAGCGGAUAAAACUCCAGGUCACUCUAAAGUUGGUUUAGAAAAAAAGAGAAAGCGAAAAAUGGAUGUAAGCAAGAUCACCCGUUACACUGAGGAUUGCUUUAGUGAUUCUAAUUGUAUACCCAAUAAGUCAAAAAUGCUAGAAACAGACUUCCUGGAACAGAAUGAAGAACUGCAAGCAAUAGACUCACAGAAAUAUACGUUAUCAAAAGUGAAGCCUGAAUCAACUGAUGAAGAGUUGGAAUCUGUGGAUACUUUUCAACAUCUAAUUUAUAACCCAGAUAAGUGUGGAGAAGACAGUUCACCUGUUCAUACUAGCACUUUCCUUUCAAAUACCUUAAAAAAGAAAUGUGAAGAAAGUGAUUCUGAGUCACCUGCUACUUUCAGCACCGAAGAGCCAUCAUUCUACCCCUGUACUAAGUGCAAUGUGAAUUUUAGGGAGAAAAAGCACCUCCACAGGCAUAUGAUGUAUCAUUUAGAUGGGAAUAGCCACUUUCGCCAUCUUAAUGUUCCCAGACCAUACGCUUGUAGAGAAUGUGGACGGACAUUUCGAGAUCGUAACUCACUUCUAAAGCAUAUGAUUAUUCACCAAGAAAGAAGACAGAAGUUGAUGGAGGAAAUUCGUGAAUUGAAAGAACUUCAGGAUGAAGGAAGAAAUGCACGAUUACAGUGCCCUCAGUGUGUGUUUGGUACCAACUGCCCUAAAACAUUUGUGCAACAUGCUAAAACCCAUGAAAAAGAUAAAAGGUACUACUGCUGUGAAGAGUGUAACUUCAUGGCAGUGACAGAAAAUGAAUUGGAAUGCCAUCGAGGCAUUGCCCAUGGAGCAGUGGUAAAAUGUCCGAUUGUCAAUUCUGACAUAACCCAGAGAAAAGCGCAAAAAAAGGCUUUCAUGAAAGACUCUGUUGUAGGAUCAUCCAAAAAAUCAGCUGCCUAUGUAUGUAAGAUGUGUCCUUUCACUACUUCAGCCAGAAGUAUUUUAAAAAAACACAUGGAGUACUUGCAUUCAUCAUCAUGUGUUGAUUCAUUUGGUAGCUCUCUUGGACUUGAUAAAAGAAAAAAUGACAUCCUAGAAGAACCUAUAGAUAUCGAUAGCACUAAACCUUUAAGUAAACAGCAGUCAACCACAUUUCCAAAGAACUCUGCUUUAAAACAAGAUGUAAAGCGAACAUUUGGAUCAUCCUCACAAUCAAGUAAUUUUUCAAAAUUCCAUAAGCGGACAAACAGAAUACAAAAAGCUCGGAAAAGUGUUACCCAGUCAGGUGUAAAUGUGUGCAAUCAAAGCAAUUCUCACAAGACUGUUAUGAUUAAAAACAGCGUUGACCAAAAACCCAAAUAUUUCCAUCAAGCAGCAAAAGAAAAAUCUAAUGCCAAGGCAAAUAGCAACUAUUUUUAUAGACACAAAUAUGAAAACUAUAGGAUGAUCAAAAAAUCAGGUGAAUCGUAUCCUGUGCAUUUCAAAAAAGAAGACACGAGUUCACUAACUUCUUUACAUCUGUUUUCAUCAUCAAACAAUUCUCACAAUAGUUUUAUUUCAGACCCGCAUAACUCUGACACCAAAAGGGCAGAAAACUUCAAAGACCAUAGGCGUGUAGCUGCAAAGAGAGUAAAAGAAUCUAAGAAGGGAAGUUCUGCUGGAGGAGAAGACUUGGAUAGCUAUCCAGAUUUCUUGCAUAAAAUGACUGUUGUUGUUUUACAGAAACUUAAUUCUGCCGAAAAGAAAAAUAGCUAUGAAACAGAAGAUGAAAGUUCCUGGGAUAAUGUUGAGCUAGGUGACUAUACCACACAGACCAUAGAAGAUGAAACCUAUAAUGAUAUUAAUCAAGAACAUGUAAAUUUAUUUCCUCUAUUUAAAAGCAAGGUGGAAGGUCAGGAGUCUGGAGAAAAUACUACCCUUAGUUAUGAUCAGAACGAUGGUUUUUAUUUUGAAUAUUAUGAAGAUGCUGCAACUAAUAACUUUUUGCAUGAGAUACAUGAUCCUCAGCAUUUAGAAAAUGCAGAGACUUCAUUGUCAAAGCAUGGUUCUGUCUUUCAUUGGACUGAUCUGUCUCUGGAGAAGAAAUCAUGUCCUUACUGCCCAGCAACAUUUGAAACGGGUGUUGGGUUGUCAAAUCAUGUCCGGGGACAUCUUCACAGAGCAGGAUUAAGCUAUGAAGCCCGACAUGUUGUAUCACCAGAACAAAUAGCCACAAGCGACAAAAUGCAACAUUUCAAAAGAGCUGGCACAGGGACACCUGUUAAGCGAGUUAGAAAAGCUAUAGAGAAGUCUGAAACCACUUCAGAACACACUUGUCAGCUCUGUGGUGGUUGGUUUGAUACUAAAAUUGGAUUGUCAAAUCAUGUUAGAGGCCACCUGAAAAGACUUGGAAAGACCAAAUGGGAUGCUCACAAAUCUCCAAUCUGUGUUCUGAAUGAGAUGAUGCAAAAUGAAGAAAAAUAUGAAAAGAUCUUAAAGGCAUUGAACAGUCGUCGUAUUAUUCCCAGACCUUUUGUAGCUCAGAAACUUGCAUCAAGUGAUGACUUCAUAUCCCAAAAUGUUAUACCUCUUGAAGCAUACCGUAAUGGCCUAAAGACUGAAGCUUUAUCAGUGUCUGCAUCCGAGGAAGAAGGUCUGAGUUUUUUAAGUGAAUAUGAUGAAACAAAACCAGAACUGCCCAGUGGAAAAAAGAAUCAGUCUCUCACACUGAUAGAACUGCUUAAAAAUAAAAGGAUGGGAGAAGAAAGGAAUUCUGCUAUUUCUCCUCAAAAGAUACAUAAUCAGACGGCAAGAAAGAGAUUUGUUCAGAAAUGUGUUCUUCCAUUAAAUGAAGACAGCCCGUUGAUGUAUCAACCGCAGAAAAUGGACUUGACUAUGCACUCAGCCUUAGAUUGUAAGCAAAAGAAAUCAAGGUCAAGAUCCGGAAGCAAGAAGAAAAUGCUAACCUUACCUCAUGGUGCUGACGAGGUUUACAUUCUCCGAUGCAGGUUUUGUGGCCUAGUCUUUCGUGGACCAUUGUCUGUUCAGGAAGACUGGAUUAAGCACUUACAACGACACAUUGUAAACGCUAAUCUUCCACGGACUGGAGCUGGCAUGGUGGAAGUCACGUCACUACUUAAAAAGCCUGCCUCCAUUACAGAAACUUCAUUUUCUCUACUAAUGGCAGAAGCAGCUUCAUAGAACAAGGAAACCUUUUAAAUAGCAAAUUUGAAUUGGAUGUAAAUUUGAAAUUCUUUGUCUUUUUUUUUUUAAGCCACAUUAAAUUAUCCAUUUAUAAAUACUAAAGCAGGAAAAUGGGGAAAAGUGAAUUACAGUGACAUCAGAGCAAAUUGAGUACUUCAAACCGUAAGUAGUCUAUAUAUUUUAUAUAGGAUGGAAGAUGUGUUUUUAAGGUUUAUUAAGUUUUGUCAGUUAACUGUGUUCACUCAAUAAAAGAUCAGUACCUGUAAGCAGUCCUUAAUAAACUGUUGCACAUGGAUACUUAAAGACAGACUUACUGGAAAAUUAUGUUUUCUGCAGUGUUACCAGAAUCAAGGUUCUGUUUAUUCCCCACAAGACUUGCAUUGAAAAAUAAGAUACUAUAUUUUAUUUGUAUGUAUUUAGUGUUUUGUAUAAUACCAGGAAUUGCUAACUCAAUUUACUCAAUUUAGGGCAUUAAAUAUCAUGUACUUCAUAGUUUGAGACUGUUCACUCAAAUAGGGCAGAGUACUAUUCUAUCUAGAUGUGUAAGUGUUUUUUUUAAAUCACAUGGAACGGUUUUUUUUAUACUAAAAAGUGGAGGGAGAUUUGUUUAAACAAGUAUUUCUAAAAGAAAUAUGUACAUAGUCCUGGAAAUUAUUUGUGGUAAGGAAAUAUUCUUUACUCCAGUUGCAUUUCUCAGACAAUAAAGUGGUGCAUCCAUGCUACCUCCUACUUUGUCAACAAAGAUGCUCUUUACCCUUUACAUUUUUGUAUCAUAAUAGAUUAAAGAAAUCUAAUGUUCUUUAUUGCAAGACAUCCUUUUGUUAACAGAUACUUUUUUUUUUAAUGUUUUACCUAAAAUAUGACAUGCUUACAGGACAGGUUUGCCUCUUACUUUAUUUAACAUUGUAGAAAUGUAAUUAAUAAACAAUGCUCACUACACAAUUUAGAAUAGGCUUUCUCAUUUAUAUUCUCUUCCAAAUUCGAUCAGUUAGCAAAACUUAAUACACCAAUUGAAAUAUUUCUACAUAUGAUGAGAAUGUUUACAAUUUAAAUUUUAGAACUUGUUUUUGGAUGUGAUUAUAUGUACAAAAAUCGUGUAACACUAUGCUCAUGCUAAGAACCGACAUAACAGAAUUACUGAAAUAAAUGUGCUGUGAGGAAUGGAAAAUAUGGUGCAGAUGUUUUGGUUAUGAUAAAUUGUGAUUCUUUUUUUGAACUCUCCAAAAACAAAUCAGUACUUUUAAUCUGAAAUCAGAUUCCUUUACAAAUAACAGUUUUUGUAUGCAAGCACCAUUUCAUUUUAUUUCAUGUAGUAUGGCUAAUACUAUAGUUGAAACAAGGAUAUGCAUUGAUACUUUUCUUCUUAUGUAAAUAAAGUUAAAAACAAUUAAAAUAAGGAGUAUUUUGGUAGAGUAUAUACAUACCUCACUGCCAGUGAAAUUGCUUUCCUAUGGUAUAUCUCCUUACCAGAAAAAUCUCUAAAUAAAAAAAGAAUUAAA
Talpa occidentalis (Iberian mole) is the source of this 6133-nucleotide messenger RNA. It is a transcript of the gene ZNF644, whose product is annotated as zinc finger protein 644. Gene Ontology annotation, biological process: regulation of transcription by RNA polymerase II. The transcript is spliced from 7 exons. The record is from RefSeq and is a predicted model, not a curated record. Gene Ontology annotation, cellular component: nucleus. NCBI's taxonomy places the organism in Eukaryota, Metazoa, Chordata, Mammalia, Eulipotyphla, Talpidae. The coding region runs from base 654 to 4631 and encodes 1325 amino acids. Gene Ontology annotation, molecular function: RNA polymerase II cis-regulatory region sequence-specific DNA binding; DNA-binding transcription factor activity, RNA polymerase II-specific.